AGAAGAUGCGGUAACUAGAGAUAAAAAUGGGACUGACGGUGAGGGUGAAUCAGAAGCCUCAUUCGAAAUAGCCCAUCGUCGUUUAGAUAAUUCAACAGAAGCCAUUUUAGGUGGUAGAAGUAAUAAUGAUGGAUCUGAAGAAGAUUUGGACGAUGAACAAGAAAAUGAUGGGUUAGAAGAAAGCGAGUUGGAUGAAAGUGAAUCAGAAGUUGGAUAUUUUGAUAGAGCACGCGAACCUGUAGGAAAUCAAGGAUCAAACGGUUCAUCAUCUUCACUGUCGCAAAGUCAAAAUUCUGGUGAAGUCGAAGAUGAAUUAUUUGAUGAUGAUGAACAACACGAUCUUUUCGAUCCACCAAAUGAUGAUGAUAACGAAUCCUAUGAAGAAUCUGAUGAUGAGAUUGAUUGGCAUCUAGAGUUCUACAUUGAUGAUUUGCGCAUAAAUUUUGAUUCUACAUUAUUUGAGGUCAUUUAUCGGCAUUUGUUACGAAUCGACGUCGAACAAUCAAAAGAAAAAUUUUGGAAUAAUGAUGAUGAAUAUAUAAUUAAAUUUAAAAAAGUGGUAUCUGCUUUUCCACCAUUCCCAGACCACUAUUUUCCUACUAAAUUAGGGACCGGGAAUGAUGCCUAUGUGGAGCUUGUCACGCAUUUCAUGGCAAUUCUCCAUUCUAUUUAUGCAGAUGCUGUUUCAGUUGAUAAAUAUGAUCCUAGUCCAUUCGUGUCACAAGAAUUAGAAACUCAUAUUGAUAUCGUUGUAAACCCGGUAUCUAUUUUGACGCGCGUUUUUCCUGACGCAUUUCUCAAGAUUUGUUCAGAGGUUCCAUUUGUACUUAAUCCGAUGAAGCGUCAUGAAUUCUUUAUUGGUAAGACCUUCGGUCUACUUUAUCCCGAAAGGUUUGGAAUAGACAUUAAUAAUGCUCGUAAGGUGUUGAAUCUGAUUCGUCAAGUUCUUCCUGGACCUAUGCAGGCAACACCAUCUAUAUCCAUGGACAAUUUAUUUGGGUGGAUUCGUCAAUAUUUUGAAAAAUAUGCGAUUACAGGGUCAAGACUCAGCGUUCAAUUUGAAGGAGUUGGUGGGAUUGGGGAUGGUGUAGCUCGUGAAUUCUUUUCUAAAUUAUCCCUUGAAUUUUCACAAAUUUGCCGUAAAAUGUGGGUUCAUGAUGUAAAGUACAAAAAACCCUACAAACCAACAGAUCCUAUUGAUAAUGAUUAUGGAUUAUAUCCUGCUUUGAUGAAUGAUCAAUUUGAUGAAAAAACAGAUGGGGAGUCGAAAGAAGGAAUGGAAUCAGUGGUGGAUGAAACUUUUAUCGAUAUUUUGUUACAUCCCGAACAUUUAUUGCGCAAACUUCCAAGUGGAACUGAUCUAAACGAGCAAGAUUGUUUGAAGAUCAUUGAGUUGAUAGAGUCGGUCUAUCCAUCAUUUGGAUCUAACCUCAAGAAAUUACUUAAUAAUAAUGACCUUGACGAAAAAGAUUGCAUCCCAUACGACAUUAUGACUGGUCGUACGACGUCGGUAGUUGGACCCGACGGGAAAAAAAGAGAGCAACCAUAUAGUGUUAAUCAUGGGAAUGAUUCGGAUGAAUGGGUAACGCGUAUAAACAUAGGUCGAUACAUCGCAGUAUGUAGAGAUUGGUUUUUCGAUCGUGGAAUAGCUCUGCAAACUAAAGCUUUCAAAGAAGGUUUUAACCGGGUAUUUCCCAUCGAAGUCAUGCGAGAAUAUACUGCGACAGAGUUCGCGUUAUAUUUUCUACAUCAAGGAGGUGAUGGAGAUUGGAGUAUAGAAACACUGCGACAGUAUGUUCAGUCAUAUGAUGCAAACACUAGCAAUGAAGAAGUCGAAAAAGUAAUCCAAAUAAUGGCAGAGUAUGAUACAGACAACCGAAAGCGAUUUUUACGCUUUGCGACGGGAAGUUCGAAGCUUCCAAUUGGAGGAUUUGAAGCUUUAAAUCUCAAGGUAUUUAGAGAUUCUGCUUUGGAUGAGCGUGCGUUGCCUAAGGCUCGUACGUGUUUCAAUAGGCUUAUUAUUCCACCAAAUAAUUCGAAAGAAGAAUUGGUUAGAAAGUUGGAGUUUGCAUUUGCAAAUUGUCCUGAUAUUGAUCGAGGUUAA
Molecule: messenger RNA, 2104 nt
Organism: Dentiscutata heterogama
Lineage: Eukaryota; Fungi; Glomeromycota; Glomeromycetes; Diversisporales; Gigasporaceae
Source: the annotation of a GenBank genome assembly